GAGAAACGCAGCUCCCAACAACAUAUAAGAAAGAGAAGAGAACCCAGAAUUUUUGCAUUUUCGUUGUGUUUGAAUUUUCCAAUCGUUAAGGCUACGCGGGGUUUAGCUUAUACUACGUGUGAGAACUGAACGCACUGCCAAAGAUAGAAAAUAUCAAGAUUUGGCCCGUUCUUUAAUCCUCUUCUCUCUCCAAUUCUUUCUCAAACCGAAACCUCCACUCAAUGUAUUUCACCUGCUGCUAUUCCUUCCUCAACAGCAGCAGUUCAGGUUCUGGGGUUAUUGUCCAAUAGCCUCCAAAUUCAAAUAGCUAAUAAGAAAGAAUGGAAAUAUGUUACCACGCUCACAUCGAUCGCGAGAUUGAAUCGCUCAUAGAAAGAAUACAUCCUCCCAGGGUCUGCAUCGAUAAUGAUUCUUGCCGAGACUGCACUGUGGUGAAGGUAGACAGUGCAAACAGGAAGGGGAUAUUACUGGAGAUGGUCCAAGUGCUGACAGGUCUUGAUCUCAUCAUUUCCAAAUCAUACAUUUCCUCCGAUGGUGGAUGGUUUAUGGACGUGUUCCACGUGACUGAUGAAGCUGGCAAGAAGCUCACAGACGAAACGCUCAUGCUCCACAUCCAGCAGGAACUGUGCGUGACAAGAAACAAAGGAGAGAUUUCAAGGGAUAGAGAAGGAGGUAGUGAGAAAGGAGCAGAGGAAGAGGUGGUGGGAAAGGAGAUAACAGCGAUGGAGAUGAGUGGGGUGGAUCGAGCUGGCCUACUAUCAGAGCUAGCAGGAGUGUUGGUUGAGCAGGAAUGUGUCGUUACCGCUGCAACUGCAUGGACCCACAACGACAGAGUGGCCUGUAUAAUAUUGGUGGAGGAUGCGUUAAAAGCAGGGCCCAUAAGCGACCCAAAACGGCUGGGCCUAAUGGAGGAGCAGCUGGAAAAUGUGGUGGCGGCCCAUAGGGGAGAGAGGAAGAGGGUGAGGGUGACGAGGUUGGGGGCGGGGCACACCCACAGGGAGCGGAGGCUCCACCAGCUGAUGUACGCGGACAGGGAUUACGAGAGUUGCCGCGCGUGUGACGGGGACAGUAGCGGGGCACACAAGAAGGGCUGUGAUGGGACCCACGUGUCUGUCGGGAAAUGCGAGGACAAAGGGUACUUGGUGGUUAACGUGAGAAGCAGGGAUCGUCCUAAGCUCUUGUUCGACACCGUGUGCGUGUUAACGGACAUGCAGUAUGUGGUGUUCCACGCCGCCAUCAGUUCCAAGAGAUCCAUGGCUCAUCAGGAGUACUACAUAAGGCAGAUGGGUAGUUCAGGUAUUCCCAGCGAAAGCGAGAAGCAAAAACUAACCUUAUGCUUAAUCGCUGCAGUGGAGCGCAGAGUGUCGCAUGGAUUGAGAAUGGAUAUUGUAACUGAAAAUAGAGCGGGGCUACUGUCGAAUGUGACGCGGGUGUUUCGUGAAAAUGGGUUAUCCAUAUCGAGAUUUGAGAUCGGAACGGAGGGAGGAAAAGCGGUAGGAUCAUUCUUUGUGACAGAUUGUUCAGGUGAAGAAGUGAACCCAAAUAUCGUUGAAUUGGUGAGACAAGAGACCGGUGGAUCCGUCGUUAUUGAUCACAAGUCGCCCCAUAGACUUCAUCAAUCAUCGUCCUCCUCCUCCUCUGUUAUACACCAAACCACCGACACAGAGGAAGGCAAGCCAAAAUUCUCACUCGGAAGCUUGCUAUGGUCUCGAUUAGAACGCCUCUCCAGCGGUUUUGGUCCCAUUAGAUCCUGACAACCUUAUUCCCCCUCAAUUAUUUUCUUUACUUCAAUCAAUGUCGCUCCUAAAUAGUUCUGUACAUAGACUCUUUUUUUUUUUUUUUUAAUUUGCCUUUUUCCUUUUACUUUGAAGAGUGAGCAGCUGGCCACAUUAUAAGCAUGCGUUUUUAUUUUAUGGUCAUUGUACACAUUCUUCUCACAUCAAUAUCAAGGUCGUUACACGAUCAGAAAUGA
Molecule: messenger RNA, 1972 nt
Organism: Vigna umbellata (rice bean)
Lineage: Eukaryota; Viridiplantae; Streptophyta; Magnoliopsida; Fabales; Fabaceae
Product: ACT domain-containing protein ACR1-like
Source: RefSeq, a predicted model, not a curated record